GACGAUCUAUCGGCCCAAGAACAGGUGGGUUUCCUGUGAUUCGCCUUUAGUUUCUAUAUUUUUUGUUGAUUUUUGAACUUCUUGGACUAUUUCUUGAUUGGUUUCCGAGAAAAUUAACAGAGAAUUCUUAUGUUGUCCAAUUUCCGUUGUUGCAUUCUCUCCUAGAGGGCUCUUUUAUUGGAAUCGAUUUUUCUCUCUUUACGUAUAUGACUUCGACAACAUCUGAGCUUCUCUUUUCUUCUCCGGUGCCAAAGACGAUGAGCACCAUCAUCAAGGUCGAUGGUGAAGAACUGGCCGACCUUCUUCAUGAUCUAUCGGCCCAAGAACAGACAAUGAGUACCGUCGUCAAGAUUGAUGAUCAAGAAUCAACCGACCUUCUUGACGAUCUAUCGGCCCAAGAACAGACAACGAGUACCAUCGUCAAGAUCGAUGGUCAACAACCAACCGACCUUCUUGACGAUCUAUUGGGCCAAGAGCAGAUUGCAGUGGAGCUUCCUCAAGUGAAGUGUGGGGAUGGUCAUCAUGGGGUUUGUGCCAUUUGUUUGUCUAAGAUAAUUCUUCAAGAAACUGCCCUUGUAAAAGGUUGCGAGCAUGCCUACUGUGUGAUGUGCAUACUUCGGUGGGCCACAUAUAAAAAUGAACCAACAUGCCCUCAGUGCAAACAUCCAUUUGAGUUCCUCCACAUUCAUCGGUCGCUUGAUGGAAGUAUGCAUGAUUUUUUGUUUGAGGAGAGUGUUUGCCUCCUCCUUAGAGCCUCGUGGUUAAAGCCUUUAGUUGUGGAGGACCAGGGGGAGGUGGAUGAUGAGGUGGAGGACUUGUAUCUCUAUGAGGAUGAUGGGGAAGGUUUAGAUGAUGUUUACUUGGCCAGUUCAUCAAGUUUCCGCAUAGGUAACCGGAGAUGGGGUGAUAAUGGAUAUGUUAGGGCAGGGCGGCAACAAGCAAGGCCAGUUUCUCAUCCAAAUGUCCAGGGGUCUGGUGCUGGUCCAUCACGUGAACCUAAGAAGAAAGAGAUUGCAAAAGAUACCGUUGGACGAAGGGCAAAAAGGGCACUAAAGCGUGAAGCUGCCGAUAAGACAAUAAGUACCGUCGUCAAGAUUGAUGAUCAAGAAUCAACCGACCUUCUUGACGAUCUAUCGGCCCAAGAACAGACAACGAGUACCAUCGUCAAGAUCGAUAGUCAACAACCAACCGACCUUCUUGACGAUCUAUUGGGCCAAGAGCAGAUUGCAGUGGAGCUUCCUCAAGUGAAGUGUGGGGAUGGUCAUCAUGGGGUUUGUGCCAUUUGUUUGUCUAAGAUAAUUCUUCAAGAAACUGCCCUUGUAAAAGGUUGCGAGCAUGCCUACUGUGUGAUGUGCAUACUUCGGUGGGCCACAUAUAAAAAUGAACCAACAUGCCCUCAGUGCAAACAUCCAUUUGAGUUCCUCCACAUUCAUCGAUCGCUUGAUGGAAGUAUGCAUGAUUUUUUGUUUGAGGAGAGUGUUUGCCUCCUCCUUAGAGCCUCGUGGUUCAAGCCUUUAGUUGUGGAGGACCAGGGGGAGGUGGAUGAUGAGGUGGAGGACUUGUAUCUCUAUGAGGAUGAUGGGGAAGGUUUAGAUGAUGUUUACUUGGCCAGUUCAUCAAGUUUCCGCAUAGGUAACCGGAGAUGGGGUGAUAAUGGAUAUGUUAGGGCAGGGCGGCAACAAGCAAGGCCAGUUUCUCAUCCAAAUGUCCAGGGGUCUGGUGCUGGUCCAUCACGUGAACCUAAGAAGAAAGAGAUUGCAAAAGAUACCGUUGGACGAAGGGCAAAAAGGGCACUAAAGCGUGAAGCUGCCGAUAAGGCAGCUGCUGCCAAACAUCAGCAGCAUUUGUUGAGGUUGGGCCGGAUGUGA
Molecule: messenger RNA, 1868 nt
Organism: Ilex paraguariensis (yerba mate)
Lineage: Eukaryota; Viridiplantae; Streptophyta; Magnoliopsida; Aquifoliales; Aquifoliaceae
Source: the annotation of a GenBank genome assembly